Mus musculus (house mouse) is the source of this 6667-nucleotide messenger RNA. RefSeq names its product paternally expressed 10 (gene Peg10). The transcript has 2 exons. Lineage: Eukaryota; Metazoa; Chordata; Mammalia; Rodentia; Muridae. The coding region runs from base 371 to 1501 and encodes 376 amino acids. Gene Ontology annotation, cellular component: nucleus; cytoplasm. Gene Ontology annotation, molecular function: zinc ion binding; nucleic acid binding. The record is from RefSeq and is marked reviewed.
GGAUUUGGCGCCCCCCCUCCUAGGAUCUCUCUAUAUAAGGCAAGCAGUCCGGACUCCCGAUACACGCGUUUCCAACUUGAGUUGGUGUGUGUCGAAGAAUCCUGACCAACUACGACCUGGGGAGAGCAGCCAACCGAGAAGGUCCACCGAGCCUCGCCUAGGUCUGCUGCGCGGGCUGCGGUCCGGAGCCUUCUCCGGACCGCGGUCACCCAGUGGACCGGGCCGUCGCGGGACCCCUCAUCCUUCGUGGCAUCGCAGAGGAAUCCUCGUGUGGAACAGGCGGGUUUUAAGAACCAAAAGACGCCAACCACGAGGGUCCCAGGAUCCAGGGCUCCCUCCCCAGGGGAGUGAAGCCCCUCUCACCGCAGCCAUGGCUGCUGCGGGUGGUUCCUCCAACUGCCCGCCCCCUCCCCCUCCCCCUCCUCCCAACAACAACAACAACAACAACACCCCAAAGAGCCCAGGCGUGCCUGACGCCGAAGAUGAUGAUGAACGCAGACACGAUGAGCUCCCUGAAGACAUCAACAACUUUGACGAAGACAUGAACAGGCAGUUUGAGAAUAUGAACCUGCUGGAUCAGGUGGAGUUGCUUGCACAGAGCUACAGUCUGCUGGAUCAUUUAGAUGACUUUGAUGAUGAUGAUGAAGACGAUGACUUUGAUCCAGAACCUGACCAGGAUGAGCUCCCUGAGUACAGUGACGAUGAUGACCUGGAGCUUCAGGGUGCUGCAGCAGCCCCUAUCCCAAACUUUUUCUCCGAUGAUGACUGCCUUGAAGACCUUCCUGAGAAGUUCGAUGGCAACCCUGACAUGCUGGGUCCUUUCAUGUAUCAGUGCCAGCUCUUCAUGGAAAAGAGCACCAGAGAUUUCUCAGUUGACCGCAUCCGUGUGUGCUUCGUGACAAGCAUGCUGAUCGGCCGUGCCGCCCGCUGGGCUACUGCCAAGCUGCAAAGAUGUACUUACCUGAUGCACAACUACACUGCCUUUAUGAUGGAGCUGAAGCAUGUCUUUGAAGACCCUCAGAGACGUGAAGCUGCCAAACGCAAGAUCAGACGUCUGCGCCAGGGCCCUGGGCCUGUUGUGGACUACUCCAAUGCAUUCCAGAUGAUUGCCCAGGACCUGGAUUGGACUGAGCCUGCCCUGAUGGAUCAGUUCCAGGAAGGUCUCAACCCAGACAUUCGCGCAGAGCUGUCUCGCCAGGAGGCCCCCAAGACCCUGGCUGCUCUGAUUACUGCCUGUAUUCACAUCGAGAGAAGGCUGGCUCGUGACGCUGCUGCAAAGCCCGAUCCUUCACCCAGAGCCUUGGUGAUGCCUCCAAACAGCCAGACCGAUCCCACCGAGCCUGUGGGAGGUGCCCGCAUGCGCCUGUCCAAGGAAGAAAAGGAGAGACGCCGCAAAAUGAAUUUGUGUCUCUACUGUGGCAAUGGAGGCCAUUUCGCCGACACGUGUCCAGCGAAAGCCUCCAAGAAUUCGCCGCCGGGAAACUCCCCGGCCCCGCUGUAGGGGGACCUUCAGCGACAGGGCCAGAACGAAUAAGGUCCCCACCCUCCGAGGCUUCGACUCAGCACCUGCAAGUGAUGCUCCAGAUUCAUAUGCCGGGCAGACCCACCCUGUUUGUCCGAGCUAUGAUUGAUUCUGGUGCAUCUGGCAACUUCAUUGAUCAAGACUUUGUCAUACAAAAUGCAAUUCCUCUCAGAAUCAAAGACUGGCCAGUGAUGGUGGAAGCUAUUGAUGGGCAUCCAAUUGCCUCGGGCCCAAUCAUUUUGGAAACCCACCACCUGAUAGUUGAUCUGGGAGACCACCGUGAGAUACUGUCAUUUGAUGUGACUCAGUCUCCAUUCUUUCCUAUUGUCCUAGGAAUUCGUUGGCUGAGCACGCAUGACCCUCACAUUACCUGGAGUACCCGCUCCAUUGUCUUCAACUCUGAUUACUGCCGACUUCGCUGCCGGAUGUUUGCACAGAUACCUUCUAACUUACUGUUUACAGUGCCACAACCGAAUUUGCAUCCGUAUCUACUUCAUCAUGUGCAUCCGCAUGUCCAUCCGCAUAUGCAUCAGCAUCUGCAUCAGCAUCUGCAUCAGUUUCUGCAUCCAGAUCCGCAUCAGUAUCCGCAUCCGGAUCCGCAUUAUCAUCAUCAUCAGCAGGCGGAUAUGCAGCACCAACUGCAGCAGUAUCUAUAUCAGUAUUUGUAUUACCAUCUGUAUCCGGUUAUGCACCACCAUCUGCCUCCAGAUCAGCAUGAGCAUCUGCAUGAGUAUCUGCAUCAGUAUCUGCAUCAGUAUCUGCAUCAGUUUCUGCAUCACCAUCUGCAUCCGGAUCUGCAUCAGUAUCUGUAUCAGUAUCUGCAUAACCAUAUGAAUCCGGAUCCACAUCACCAUCCUCAUCCAGAUCCCCCUCAGGAUCCACAUCACCCUCCACAUCAGGAUCCACAUCAGCAUCCGGAUCCCCAUCAGGAUCCUCCACAUCAGGAUCCACAUCAGCAUCCGGAUCCCCAUCAGGAUCCUCCACAUCAGGAUCCACAUCAGCAUCCGGAUCCCCAUCAGGAUCCUCCACAUCAGGAUCCACAUCAGGAUGCACAUCAGCAUCAGGAUCCCCAUCAGGAUGCACAUCAGGAUCCACAUCAGGAUGCACAUCAGGAUCCCCAUAUGGAUCCACACCUGCAUCAGCACCAGCAUCCGCAGCCGCAGCCGCAUCCACAACAGCAUCCUAACCAUCCUCAGCAGCCACCAUUCUUCUACCACAUGGCUGGAUUCAGAAUUUACCACCCUGUAAGGUAUUACUAUAUUCAGAAUGUGUAUACACCUGUUGAUGAGCAUGUCUAUCCGGGUCACCGGGUGGUUGACCCUAACAUUGAGAUGAUUCCUGGAGCGCACAGCCUGCCCAGUGGACAUUUGUACUCAAUGUCUGAGUCUGAAAUGAAUGCUCUGCGAAAUUUCGUGGACAGGAAUGUUAAAGAUGGGCUCAUGACUCCCACUGUGGCGCCCAAUGGAGCCCAAGUCCUGCAAGUGAAAAGAGGGUGGAAACUCCAAGUCACUUACAAUUGCCGAGCUCCACAGAGUGGCACCAUCCAAAAUCAGUACCUACGCAUGUCUCUUCCAAAUAUGGGAGACCCUGCACACCUGGCAAGCUAUGGUGAAUUUGUCCAAGUUCCUGGCUACCCAUAUCCAGCCUAUGUUUACUAUACAAGCCCGCAUAUGAUGACUGCGUGGUACCCAGUAGGACGAGAUGUACAUGGACGAAUAAUCGUUGUGCCUGUUGUAAUCACCUGGUCUCAAAAUACGAACCGCCAGCCUCCGGUGCCCCAGUAUCCUCCUCCGCAGCCACCUCCACCACCACCACCACCUCCACCGCCACCACCACCUCCACCAGCAUCAUCCUGCAGUGCUGCGUAGAACCUGUCAUGUCCUUUGUAGUCUCUGCCCUCAACUUGAUCCUGUGCAGCUUCUCAAUCUAUGACUGUGUGGUACUGGACCUUCAGAGGCGCACAGAGCUCAAGUCAGUUUUCGUCUUGACUGCCACUUUAUAAGUUGACAGGCCUGGGUUUUACUUGUUAAAACCUCUCACCAUCUCAAUCACAGGCUGCCAAGUGUCUUUACAAAGAAGCUGAUACAAACACAGGCCAUGCUGAUUUCUUACAGAGGGAGAGAAGAGGAAGAGAAGAAGAAAGAGGAGGAAGAGGACAUGACUUGCCCAUAUGCUGGGCACCUUAUAAAGGAAGCCAGACUUUUCGGUGCAGUAUGGAAAGGCUUCCGUGAUUCUCUUGCUGCACCCCACGAAACUUCACCACCUUCAAACUCCAUUUUCACGGUUCCGUUAAUUUUCAAGGAGCAGCAACUCGACUGGUUCUCUGCUACAUGAAACACCUCAGCUUGAAAAGGAAGUGCUCUCUCAGACUGACUUGUGAGUGUGCCUUCACAUUCUGGUGCAAAUCAUGUGUACCCAAGAACUCUGACAUAGCAUCUUACCAUCAUCAUGCCAGGAAUUGGUUUCCUUAAAGUGUGACACUUGGCAACCAGAAGCGUCUGGUGGCUUCAGGUGUGUUAGGGUUUUGUAGAAAGUUGUAACCACCUCUCAGUCAUGCAAGAGGGUACAUCAAAAAGACUUCUAAAUUUGGUACCCAGACUUUGACAAGAGCCUGUGAGUUAGUUCAUUGUAACCAACUUGUCAGGAACUUCAGCAAGAAUUUUCAUGAAUGUUGUUAAUUGGCUGGAGAAAUACCAGCAAAGUUUUGCAAUCAUCCACCCAUUUGUCUGCCAUUGUGCAUCUGGACAUCCAUCAACCGCCCACUCAGUGGCAUCUACCAUGAAGAUGUUUAGAGACGGGAAAUGAUUUUGCACCCAGAUCCACACUCCUCUCAUGUCAGAUAUUUGGAAUUAGAGCACCGGGAAUCGUCUUGAAGAUAUGAACUUCUAAGAAUGGAGUCUCUUGCUACUACCUUGAAACAUUUGUUUAUCCUCUCUUUCUGUUUGAUUCUACUACUACCAUUAACCCUGCUGCAGGAUUUGUCACCAUUCUGCCUGACUGCUGAGACUCCAUUUUGCUGCUAUGCAAGGAGAUGAAAGAGGCAGGCCUAAAGGAGCAGUAGGACAUAACAUGGUUUUUAUUUCUAUCUGUCAUGAUCUUAAUGGUGAAGUUUCCUUUUUCGUCAGCAUUUAUCUCUUUGUUAUCCUGACAUGUUUUAAUUAGUUUAGUGGGUUUUUUUUUUCUAUUGGUGGUGGUGUUCUUUUGUUGUUGUUUUUUGUGGUCGUCAUUUUGAUUUUGGAUCACUUCGUGUUUUACAGUAAUUACUUUUAAAUGGUGCAUUUGCUUCUGAUUUUUUUUUUUUAUGAAGCAUCACAUCAGUUUACCUCAUAUCUCAAUUCCAUCCUUCAUGCAUUUUUUUUUUAACUCAUUUGAUCUUCAAGCUGCAGAGGGCCUAGCAAUGGGUCAUCACCUGCAGCCCUGGCAUGUACACACGGACAUUUGCCACCACUGAAAGCAAACAGUUGGAGAAGUUGGCCACCUGAGUCAAGGAGGUGGUGCUGGUGUGAGUUCACAGCUCACAGGGGACGGUGAACGUUGACAUUGACUUUGGCAGUGUGUACUAUGCUCUACUCCUAUAUAUACUCUAUAGAUGUUAGGCAUUAAGGAUAAGUGAUCUUAAAUUUACUGAAAUUUUGUUAAGUUGAUUAGAUUUACAUUAAUUGUUUAUAUUGUGUUUUUUCUUUUAUUUUAGCACUUCCAACAAAAAUGCCUUUAUUCAUUUAUUAGGAAGAAAUUGGAGUGGCGAACACAAACUAGCAAAAUUAAUUAAUUGGCUGUGGGCCCAAAUUUGAAUUCCUUAUUAAUUCAAAGUGAAGGAAGUGUGAGAGUUUCUAUUGCUGGUCAUGAAGUUCACCACGAAGAGUCAGUUUAGUUUGUACCGAGAGGCAUUUAGCUGAGAGUGAUUUGAGUUGGGCAUCUCUAUGAUGCAGUCCAGACUUGUGUUUAAGUUUACAGGUACCUCUUGGACUCCUGAAUUGAUCUCGAUGUCACACAUCAUCGACAUCCCGCAUCCCACACAGUUCCAAGAUUGGCGACAGAGAGCAUCCUGUUGGAGAGACCUGACCAGUCACGAAGGACCGCCUGCAGACUCUUCUGCAGGACCAUGCUACAUAUUCAGCUGGAGAGGGAACACGCAUCUGAUGGGAAUGGAUUGUUUUUGCUUGUUUCAGAAUUUUGCUGUUGAGAUGUUGUUAAACUUUGCAUUGUUUUUCUUUUUUCUUUUUUUUUCCCUAUAGUCAAUUAAGAAUAAGGGGUAGAUAAUCAUAAGUAUUUUGGGCUGGGAGGGAUUGUUAAGUAAUCUUAGGUGGGUGGGUAAUUUAGGAAAUUAAGUUAGGAUAAGAUAGGAUAAGAUAAGAUAAGCUAGGAUAAGUUAGAUAAAUUAGGAUAAGUUAGAUAAGUUAGGAUAAAUUCCAUAAGAUAGGAUAAGUUCCAUAAGAUAGGAUAAGUUAGUUCACAUAGGAUAAGCAUAGGAUAAGUUAGAUCACAUAGGAUAAGUUAGAUCACAUAGGAUAAGUUAGAUCAAAUACCUCAACAAGUGGACGAGUGUACUUAUUGGUCCCUUACCCCUACCAACUUUACCUUUAAGGCCGAGCUCAGAGGGAACUACAGGGAAAUCAGUGUUAGGAGUGAAUUGGACAUGGAUGACAUUCUAGUGAAGGUUAGGACGAUUAGAGUAAUCUAAUACAGGCUCUGGGAAUUAACUCAAGGGAUUUUAGGAAUGCCAGAUGACAGUCAUCAUUUGAUAAAACUGUUGCUGGAAUAAAGUUUAGAAUGUUGAAUGGUAAAUGUUAAUGGAAAUUGUACGAAAAUGAAUAAAAGCUCUUUCCAUACCCCUCCCCCUCCCUACCCCACUCUUUCUUUCCUCCCCCCCUCCAUAACCUACCCCUUCUCCCAAACACACCCCUCCAUUUCCUAACUCACCACGUCUCCCCUUCCACUCCCUAACCCACCCCUUCUUCCCUCCCUCCCUCCAGAACCCGCCCCCAUCUUCCCCCUCCCUAACACACCCCUUCUUCCUUUCCCCCUCCAACCCCACCCUUCAAACUAUAUUACUGUAUUCUCUUUAUUAUAUUUCUUUGUAUUAAUAAAACUGUAUUGAUGUUACAAUAAAAAUUCAAUAAAUAAAGACUUAGUGGUUAAGGCAAA